Molecule: messenger RNA, 612 nt
Organism: Cucurbita pepo subsp. pepo (vegetable marrow)
Lineage: Eukaryota; Viridiplantae; Streptophyta; Magnoliopsida; Cucurbitales; Cucurbitaceae
Source: RefSeq, a predicted model, not a curated record
ACUUAUAUUUCCCCAUCCUAAAUUCUGGGUAUGACUUGUUGUCAGAUAGUAAAUGUUCCUGAGAAGGGGACGAGAAAACAUCCUCGCGGUGAUAACGUUCAGAUAGAUACAAAAGAUAUUUUGUUCAUAUGUGGUGGAGCGUUCAUAGAUCUAGAAAAGACAAUCUCUGAUAGACGGCAAGAUUCUUCUAUCGGUUUUGGCGCGCCUGUUCGUGCUAACAUGAGAAUGGGUGGGGUUACGAGCGCUGCUGUUACAUCUUCGUUGCUGGAAACGGUUGAGAGUUCUGAUCUUAUAGCAUAUGGUCUGAUACCAGAGUUUAUAGGGCGUUUUCCAAUUCUUGUUAGCUUAUCAGCCUUGACUGAAGAACAGCUUGUCCAGGUAUCCAUCAUUAUUUCUUUAUUGUUGUUCAUCUAGAACACCACAACUGGAAGAAAGAACUUCGUUAGAGAUCUAAUAUUUAGUUAACAAUUUUGUUUAUAUGAAAUAUUGUCUGAAUUGUUAGAGAUCUAAUAUUUAGUUAACAAUUUUGUUUAUAUGAAAUAUUGUCUGAAUUGUCCAAUAAGAUAGUCACAUCAGUUGGGGAGGAGAACGAAACACCCUUAUAAGGGUGUA